UAAACCUUUCGAUAGGGUUGGUUGGUCCGAACCUUUCCUGUCUCUUUCUGCAAAAUCAUUCAACUUUACACCGAAAUUCAGACUCAUCCCAUCCCCCAACCCCACAUUCGCAGCUUCAUAGCAUCAAUCGUGAAGCUUUCCCUGGCCAUAAAUGGCGGCCCCAUACAGUAAUGUAACCCUUUGAUCUAUUACCCUGCAGUGCACCUCUCUGCUUCUGAUCAGCUCUCACUCCUUGUCCCUCUUGCUUAGCCUCCGAUGGAGAAAUCUGGGUAUGGUCGGGAUGGGAUAUUCCGAUCGCUCCGGCCGCCGCUGGUGCUCCCCAGAGAUCCCAACCUCUCGAUGGUCUCGUUCCUCUUCAAGAACUCUGCUUCUUACCCCGACAAGCCAGCCCUCAUCGACGCCGACUCCGGCGAGACCCUCACCUACUCCCAGUUCAAAGCCACCGUCGUCAAGGUCUCUCACGGACUGGUCCACCUGGGCAUCAAGAAAAACGACGUUGUCCUGAUCUUCGCCCCGAAUUCGAUCCAGUUCCCGGUCUGCUUCCUCGGAAUCACUGCCGUUGGAGCCGUCGCGACCACCUCGAACCCUCUGUACACCGCAGGUGAGCUGUCGAAGCAGGCGAAGGAUUCGAACCCGAAACUGGUCAUCACCGUCCCCGAGUUGUGGGACAGGGUGAAGGAUUUCAAUCUCCCUACAGUGUUUCUGGGCAAUAGGGAUUUCUCCCACAUUAAAUCAGGAUCAGCAAUCCUGGGUUUCCGGGACUUGAUCAACCUGUCCCGUGCAUCCUCGGACUUUCCGAUGCUCAGUGUCGGGCAGGCCGACACCGCCGCGCUCCUCUACUCCUCUGGCACGACGGGGACGAGCAAAGGCGUGGUCUUGACGCACGGGAACUUCAUCGCGGCCUCCCUAAUGAUCAACAUGGACCAAGAGCUGGCAGGGGAGACGAACAACGUGUUCCUCUGCGUCCUCCCAAUGUUCCACGUGUUCGGCCUCGCGGUCAUUUCCUACACGCAGCUAAGGGCGGGGCAUGCGAUCGUGUCGAUGGGGAAGUUCGAGUUUGAACGCGUCCUGAUGGCGGUGGAGAAGUAUCGGGUCACAAACCUGUGGAUUGUGCCCCCCAUUAUUAUUGCCCUGGCAAAGCAGAGCUUAGUGAAGAAGUACGACCUCUCCUCACUGAGCCAUAUUGGGUCAGGGGCGGCCCCGCUCGGGAAGGACGUGAUGGAGGAUUGUGCGAAGAACUUCCCUCAUGCUGCUGUCUCUCAGGGAUAUGGGAUGACAGAAACCUGUGGAAUUGUCUCAGUGGAAAAUCACAGAGUAGGCACUCGGCACACUGGUUCUGCUGGAACGCUUGUCUCAGGAGUCGAAGCUCAAAUUAUCAGCGUAGAUACGCUGAAGCCUCUUCCUCCGAAUCAAUUAGGAGAAAUAAGGGUCCGUGGGCCCAACAUGAUGCGAGGCUACUACAACAAUCCACAAGCGACCAAACUGACCAUAGACAGUAAAGGCUGGGUUCAUACGGGAGAUCUUGGCUAUUUCGAUGAGGAAGGACAAUUAUUUGUUGUCGAUCGUAUCAAAGAGCUCAUCAAGUAUAAAGGCUUUCAGAUUGCUCCUGCGGAGCUGGAAGGCCUCCUUCUAUCCCAUCCCGAGAUAUUAGAUGCUGUCGUCAUCCCAUUUCCUGAUGCUGAGGCAGGUGAGGUCCCAAUUGCCUAUGUUGUUCGGUCACCUAACAGUUCACUGACCGAAGAGGACGUGCAGAAUUUCAUUGCAAAUCAGGUUGCGCCCUUCAAAAGGUUACGAAGGGUGACAUUCAUUCAAACUGUCCCAAAGUCGGCCUCGGGGAAGAUUUUGAGAAGGGAGCUCAUAGAGAAAGUCAGGUCAAGAAUGUAGAUCAGAUUGCUUCGAGAUGGAUCGCCAUGUAUUACUUCAAUCAGCGUAGAUAGCUCAAAUCCAUAUUAAUUGGCAGAGCCAUCAGAAUUUGUUCUGCAGUUGCAUUUCACGCUACUACUUCAAGAUAUUCCUGUAAGAAUAAUCACCCGAAUAAAUGAAAAUAAUUUAUGCUUUCCUUUUAUCC
Messenger RNA from Punica granatum (pomegranate), 2068 nucleotides. NCBI's taxonomy places the organism in Eukaryota, Viridiplantae, Streptophyta, Magnoliopsida, Myrtales, Lythraceae. The record is from RefSeq and is a predicted model, not a curated record.